AUGGGAGGUACCGAUAGCCGGGACAGCACUCCCGAGGGCCAAGAAACCGAUGCGCUCAACUCUUCGGCAGCCUUCAAUUCUGAAACUAUUAAUAUUGAAGAACAGAAACGAUCGUGGAAGCUCACGCUGCAUCGCGAUCGCUAUUUCGGCUCGCUUCUCUUCAACGUGGCAGCGUUUAUUCUCCCCGCCCUCUACGGAACUCUGUCAAAACUUUGGGUGGCUGAUAUCGAUUCCUCAAUGGUGGUAACAACAGAUGCCUAUACUUAUAUGAACACUGCCUCCGAGGCCGUCAACGAGGGCCUUCCACGGGCUGCCUGGGUGAUCAUUGGAGACAAGGCAUCCCGAAAUCUUGCGGAGCGCCUCCAGUUGACUCAUACCUUGAUUGCAUUCCAAACUUUGCUGGGAUUCAUCUUGAGCAUAAUUUUCCUCGGCGCUGCACCAAGAUUUGCCGACAGUUUUGUGCCGGAAGAGGUGCGGGCUGCGAGCUUGACCUACGUACGCAUUACCUCUUUUACGGUCUUGAGCGGUGCGAUUGAGACUGCUGUUGCAUCGGCCACGAGAUCUUUGGACAAGCCUGAUGUCCCUUUGGUUAUCAGCUCCGUCAAAUUUGCUGUUAAUAUUAUUCUGGACUUGUUAAUCAUCUCUCGUUACCAUGUCGGCUCUUUCCAACCAACUGUCAAUAUGCAGGGCAUCAUUCAACUGGUCUGUAACUUGACAGCCGCGCUCGUGGGACUGGCAUACUUUCUCUACUUUGUGAGCUUCUCUGCUCUGCGCAAACAGCGUCAAGAUUCUCUUGAGUAUCAUUCCAUGGGGAGUCAUACUUCUACUUCUCCAAGCAUUCGAGGACUACGGAUUUUGCUAAAGCCUGGACUCAUCUGUUUCGCGGAAUCAGCCAUCAGGAAUGCGCUAUAUCUUUGGCUCGUCACUACUGUUAUUGCCUUAGGAUCAGUGUAUGCCACUGCUUGGGGAGUGUUCAACACCAUUCGCUGGGGUUUGGUUAUGGUUCCUGUGCAAGCGCUCGAAGCAACGUCUCUCCAAUUCAUCGGCCAUAAAUGGGGACAGUGGCGACAACGCAUUGGGAUCCAUAACAGAAGGCCAAGGGCAAGCUGGAAAGAGAUCUAUAAUCUCAUCAACCCUGCGCUACGGUCACUUGUGAUAGCUCUAAUAAUCGAGGUUCCUAUGGCAAUAUUUCUCUCGGCAUUCGGUGCCCGGCCGUUUGCGCUCUAUAUCAGUGGAUCAAGCGAAGUGGCCGAUGUUACUGCGCACAUGUGGCGGACGAUUGACUGGUGCUAUAUCUUUUACGCAAUGUCAACACAACUUGCGACCAUUCUGCUGGCUACGAGGCCGAAGUGGUACUUGUAUCAAAGCUUAGCAAGCAACUUGCUCUAUGUCCUCCCAUGGGCAAUAGUGUGCCAAGUUAUUCAUCUAGAUGAAAAGAAUGCGUGGACUUACCAUAGUCUCAUAUUUGGAGGUAGUCUUGUUUUCAGCUUUUUCGACGUUCUCAUAGUGGUUGGUAUCUGGAUGUGGACUUUGUGGACAGGAAGAGCGAGAUUGGAGGCAAUCCAAAGCUAA
Trichoderma gamsii is the source of this 1572-nucleotide messenger RNA. RefSeq lists its product as hypothetical. The record is from RefSeq and is a predicted model, not a curated record. NCBI's taxonomy places the organism in Eukaryota, Fungi, Ascomycota, Sordariomycetes, Hypocreales, Hypocreaceae. The coding region runs from base 1 to 1572 and encodes 523 amino acids. The transcript has a single exon.